Messenger RNA from Dissoconium aciculare CBS 342.82, 882 nucleotides. RefSeq lists its product as uncharacterized. Gene Ontology annotation, molecular function: catalytic activity. The coding region runs from base 1 to 870 and encodes 289 amino acids. NCBI's taxonomy places the organism in Eukaryota, Fungi, Ascomycota, Dothideomycetes, Mycosphaerellales, Dissoconiaceae. The record is from RefSeq and is a predicted model, not a curated record. The transcript has 3 exons.
AUGCCUUGGAAGCGACUCAUUCGCUACACAUCGGCCAAAGAUGGCAACGUACGUUACGGCGAGCCGAUCGUGAACGACAAGGACGACAUCGAUGCGUUGGCCCAAAGCGGCAGUCUCAAGGUCAAGAUCCUCGAAGGACCAACGGCCGUCUUGGCCAAGCCGACAGGCGAGGAAGAUGAAGUCAAGACUCUUCUAAGCCCACUCACAUCGGCGGAAGUACCAUUCGUUCGAUGUUUAGGAUUGAACUACAAAGAGCACAUCCUCGAAACCGGCUUCGAUCUCCCCGAGAACCCCACGAUCUUCAUUAAAUCCCCCGAAUGCGUCGCCGACACCCGCGCACCGACGCCGAUCCACAAAAUCGCCCAGAAGACCUGCGACUACGAAGGCGAGCUUACCAUCGUCAUCGGGCGGGAUGCGCUCAACGUCUCACCAGAGUCAGCGUUGGACUACGUCGCCGGCUACGUCGCCGGCAACGACGUCUCAUGCCGGGACUGGCAGAUGGAGAAGUCCAAGGCGGGGAUGAUGCCCCAGUGGUGUUACUCCAAGUCAUUCGAUCGCUAUGCGCCGCUGGGCCCGGCGAUCGUGAGUGCGGAGAUUCUGGGUGAUGCUAAGGGGUUGGAACUCGUGACGCGGGUCAACGGUGAAGAGCGUCAGAGGGCGAAUACGAGUGAUCUCUGUUUUGGAGUUCGCGAGAUCGUUUCGUUCUGCUCGACGGGUCAGACGCUGAAGGCGGGAAGUUUGAUCAUGACGGGGACGCCUGGUGGUGUGGGAAUUGGUUUCAAGCCGCCGAAAUACCUUCAGGAUGGUGAUGAGGUGAGUGUCGAAAUCUCGGGAAUUGGAAAAGUGGUCACGACCAUGAAGUUUGAAUAAAUGAAAUGUCGU